UGAGAUACAAAAUCCUUUCAUUUGAUGAUUAAUCCACAAGCGCUCAAAAGUCCGAACGACCGCAAAGAAACUGUGUACUCGUAGUCGCACGGCAGGCGUCCCCUUCGAAGGACUUGACGAUGUGGGCCUUAUCCUGCGCCACGUCUGCUUAUCCUACGCUCUCUCCCAGAGCUUCCGUACCCAGGGCUACUAAUCGCUCAAGCUCUCCACUCUCAGUCCCUACCAAUCACCAUUUUCAUGCGAAAGACUCUCCUUUUGUUCCAGAGGUUUCGGACGCAGUGGACUCGUUGUAUUCAGAGUUCAGAGCCGUGGAUAAUUUGGUUGCACGCAAUACCACCCGUGUUCUUAAAGCUUUCCAGAAUGCUCGAGUUGGAUCACAUCACUUUGCCGGAUGCACUGGUUAUGGUCAUGAUGAAGCUGGGGGACGUGAAGCACUGGACCAAGCUUUUGCUGAAAUUGUUGGGGCUGAAUCUGCUAUAGUUCGCUCACAGUUUUUUUCAGGAACUCAUGCUAUAACAUGUGCUUUAUUUGCUUUUCUAAGGCCAGGGGAUGAGCUUUUGGCAGUUGCUGGUCCUCCCUAUGACACCUUGGAGGAAGUUAUUGGAAAGAGAGACUCUCAUGGCAUGGGGUCCUUGACAGAUUUUGGAGUGAAAUACCGAGAAGUUCCACUUGCUGAAGAUGGCGGCCUUAACUGGGAUGCACUUAUCCAUGCUUUGAGACCUGAAACAAAAUGUGCGCUCAUACAGAGGUCAUGUGGUUAUUCAUGGCGUCGGAGUUUAAGUGUAGAUGAGAUAGGGCAAGCAAUUAAGAUAAUUAAGACGCAGAAUUCUAACUGCUUGGUCAUGGUGGAUAACUGUUAUGGUGAAUUUGUGGAAAGCAUUGAACCUCCAUUGGUGGGUGCAGAUUUGAUUGCGGGCAGUUUGAUAAAAAAUCCUGGUGGGACUAUAGCACCAUGUGGUGGAUAUGUUGCUGGGAGAGAAAAAUGGGUAAAAGCAGCAUCAGCUCGUCUGUCUGCACCUGGCCUUGGAGUUGAUUGUGGCGCAACUCCUGGUGACAUUAUGCGAGCAUUUUUCCAGGGUUUGUUCCUUUCACCUCAAAUGGUAGGCGAGGCUAUCAAGGGCACUUUACUGGUAGCUGAAGUUAUGGCAGCCAGAGGGUAUAAGGUGCAGCCACUUCCUCGUAUUCCUCGUCAUGACACAGUCCAGGCUGUACAGCUUGGAAGCCGUGAGCGCCUUCUUGCUUUCUGCGAGGCUGUACAGAGAAACUCCCCAGUAGGUUCAUUUACCAAACCAGUGGCUGGUGCAACUCCUGGAUAUGCAUCAGAGGUGAUCUUUGCUGAUGGAACCUUCAUUGAUGGGAGUACAAGUGAGCUUUCAUGCGAUGGACCAUUAAGAGAGCCAUUUGCUGUGUUUUGCCAGGGUGGCUCACAUUGGACUCAGUGGGGACUAGUUCUUGGAGAGGUUUUAAAAGCCAUAUAAUGUAGAACCAAACGUUGCAAUGACGGUAGCAGAGUUGUAAGGUUGAACGUUUCCGGGAACACCAAGAAUUUCUGUUUGCCAUACAAGAAAUUACAUUUAAACUGUACAGUUAUGGCAGUCUCAAGAAAUAUCCUCACCGCAGUUGUUCAAAAACACAUAGAAGGAGCGGCAUCAAUCUCACUUCAAUUUUUUACAUAAGGUAUGCCAGACCUUGUUUUCAUGUUAUUCGCGGGAGUUUCUUGCAUCUAAUGACCGUAAUAUACCUUGGCAUACCUUGGAAAUUAGUUAAAUGUAACAAUUUUGGCCUUUAUAUUGUGCAUUGAUUUUUGUCUCUCGUUAUAUCAAUUGACAAUGCCCGAGCGAUAAGUGAAAAUUUUACAUUUGGAGA
Molecule: messenger RNA, 1866 nt
Organism: Pyrus x bretschneideri (Chinese white pear)
Lineage: Eukaryota; Viridiplantae; Streptophyta; Magnoliopsida; Rosales; Rosaceae
Exons: 12
Coding region: 120-1478 (452 amino acids)
Source: RefSeq, a predicted model, not a curated record